AUGGAAGUGCUCAAGCCAAAUGGGACAAGAUGUCCAUACAAGUACUGCUCCAAUACGCUCUCGCGCGUCUACAGCCAAGAUAUGGACCAGAUCUUGUCGGCAGGGCGCAACCUGCCAGGCGUCGACAAGAUGCAGCAUUGUGGCCCAGACGAGGCUCGUUACCUCUGGAAGUGUCCUCGAUGUCGGGAUAUGUGCGCAUGUUCUAUUUGUCGCAAGAAGAAGGGAUUGGAGCCAUUAGGUUUUGUACGGCCGGCGAAGCCCAAAGCCUCGACAUCGAAUGUUGGGUCGAAGAAGGAGAAAGUGACGCCAUCGUCUGGUGGGCGAAGCCCGUCACAGGAUUUAAUCAGGACGAUGAAGAAGGACAAUGUCUCGCCUCGGAGGCGCCCAGAGCCUUCGAUGAAGCAGCGCAUGCUCCUCCAGCACCUGAAGCCUCCCGCAGUGGCCGAGGCACCAGAACUUGAAAAGAUCGAGACCCGCCUACCUGCCGCAAAUAUUCUCGAGAGGCUCUGGCUGUACGAAACGCUGGUCCGCUUCGAUCUGCUCAAGAUUCCGGCGAGAGUGCUGGGCAACCUGGAUAACUUGGACCAUUGGACCGAGAGCAUGCUCCAAACGAUCUUUGAGCGGCUCGUCCAAAGUCUCGCAGGCAUCAAAAAUCUCAAGGCCACGUCGGCAAAUUCGGCAACGCUCAAACGAAGCUAUCGACCGCUGGUAGAAGCCUGCAGCCAGCACCUAGGACGCAUAGAUCGGGGCGAGCAUUGGGCAGCGGCGAGGGCAUUGUUGGAAACGAAGCUCGUCCGCAUUCCCGAGCUGGUUGAUGUCGAGAUUGCGGCGCAUCAAAGGGCUAACGACCGUACCUCCACCCCCGUAGGAGCGACGACAGACACACUACUGAGCGGUCGUGCCACGAGGAGCAGGAGAUUGGCAGAGAUGAGCGCGCUCGAGAAGGUUAGGGAGAUGAGCAGAAGGGAGCACCAGCAAGCACAAGGAAGCGAAUCGUCAGAUGAAGGAGAGGAUGGAGAUGGAAGUUCGAGCGAGGCAAGCUGGACAGGGAUAAAGGGCAGGCAAAGAGCUCGAACCAGAGCCAAAGCCGGUAGAGGCAGACGCUACCGGCAGGAGCCCUCGUCGUCGCCAUCGUCAAGUGCAAAUGGAAGCGAUGAAGAGGUCAUGAGCGAAUUGAGCGAAUUGAGCGAUCCUAGCGAUGAGGAAACGAUCGAUCAGGACAACGCAAGACCUACAAGGCCGUCAAGAGAGAGCAGAAGCAACGGUCGCAAGACAGAGAAAGAGGCACCACGUCGAUCUUCGAGGCACAUUGCGAAGGCAGCAAGCUCGAAUGAAAGCGACGAGGAAGACGGUGAUAUUGAGAUGAGGACAAGGGCCACUAAGAGGGACAGUGGCAGUGAACGCGACGAAGUGCCAGAAGCGAGCCGGACGGAAAAGAAAGACGAGGAGGAGGAACGCCCGCUCGAGCCACCUAGCUUCGAGACAAGGGUUGCCAUUCUCUCGGCCCUCGUGGAUCUGCUAGUGCAGACUUCGACCGAGAUCGGCCACGAGCUCGCGGAAGGCAUCAAGAUGGCCGCGCUGCUCGAAAAGCAAGGCAGAGAUGAGGUCAAGGAACUGACGAAAGCGCACGACGACGAAAUGAAAGCCCUGAAUCAACGUGCGCCCAGCAUGUCCAAGAAAAAUGAGUAUACAACGUGGAAGCACGAGCGUGCUGAGCUCGAACGGCGGCAACGGUACGAGAUGCUGGAUUGCCAAGUUCACACGCAGCUCCUCGUCGAACCUCACAAGCUAAGGACAGGACCAAUGGGAACGGAUGCCGACGGCAACGUGUACUGGCAGCUAUCCGAGUACACUGAGAACAUGCCGAAGGACACGCAGGGCAAGUGGGCUUGGUCUCUCCUCAUCCUGGGAAAUGCGAAUUUGUGUGCACGCAAGGAGGAUCAAAGCCUUUCUUCCGAAGCGGCGGAAAGGGAGACCGGAGCCGCUGCAGAGGUCCAACAUCUUUCGAACGAGAUGAAGUCGCCAGAGGGUGAAGUCGCCAGGGUCUCAUGUGAAGUCCCUCGGGUCGCCCAUGAGAAGAUUUGGAUGGGAAGCAAUACUCCAGAAGGUAUUGAGCAGCUCAUGAAAUAUCUCAAGUAUCGGCUUGCACUCAAGGAGCAUGACGAGCACGUUGCCGAUGCGAAAAAGGACAUGGUCGCAGCGGUUGAUGUUUCCGGCGAACUCGCGACACCACCGCCACCUCCCACGAAGGCCGAGCAAGCGUUGAGGAGAGCACAGAGGCGGCAGCUCAGAGAGGACCAAGCGAUUAGACGGGAGCAGGUCGAGAGUCUCCUAAAGAGGCUCGAAUUUGCUCGGGAUUAUUACGUGAGUGAAGAUUUUCCGUUCAUGGGAAGCAGCGGCGCUGUUCUGAACCAUCUUUUCCACCGUAAAGAGAUGGCACCUACGCCAAGAAGAGUAGAGGAUUCGUCUCUUUCAGACUUGUUUGCUGACGAGAUCCGCUGCACGCAGCCUGUCAGAUCAGCCCUGCAUGCCAAUCCAUCCUUUGUUUGA
Molecule: messenger RNA, 2550 nt
Organism: Acaromyces ingoldii
Lineage: Eukaryota; Fungi; Basidiomycota; Exobasidiomycetes; Exobasidiales; Cryptobasidiaceae
Exons: 4
Coding region: 1-2550 (849 amino acids)
Source: RefSeq, a predicted model, not a curated record